AGCUGCCAGCGGGGUGGCUGCCGCCGCGGGUUGUUACAGCUGCUGGAGCAGCCGCGGCCCCGGCCCCCAGGCACCCCUCCUGGGCCCUAGACCGCCGGCCCUGUACGAGCAGCGGCACGAGAGGGGCGGCAGGAUGAACGUGGGCACGGCGCACAGUGAGGUGAACCCCAACACGCGGGUGAUGAACAGCCGCGGCAUCUGGCUGUCCUACGUGCUGGCCAUCGGGCUUCUCCAUGUCGUGCUGCUCAGCAUCCCCUUUGUCAGCGUCCCUGUUGUCUGGACCCUCACCAACCUCAUCCACAACAUGGGCAUGUACAUCUUCCUGCACACGGUGAAGGGGACACCCUUCGAGACUCCGGACCAGGGCAAGGCGAGGUUGCUAACCCACUGGGAGCAGAUGGACUAUGGGGUCCAGUUCACAGCGUCUCGGAAGUUCUUAACCAUCACACCCAUCGUGCUGUACUUCCUCACCAGCUUCUAUACCAAGUAUGACCAGAUCCAUUUCAUCCUCAACACUGUGUCCUUGAUGAGUGUGCUCAUCCCCAAGCUGCCCCAGCUCCACGGAGUCCGGAUUUUUGGAAUCAAUAAGUACUGAGGGCGCAGCCCCUUCCCCUGUCUGGCUGGCGGGGGGAGGAGUAGGAGCCUGUGCUGUGAUGCUGAAGACAGAAGGAGCCUCUGGAUCCUGCUAGAGAUGGGGGUUGAGCCUCUGGGCCCUAGUUUCCCCCCUCACUUCCCCCGGUAGCCGACUUGAAGUAGCUUGUAGUGGGGUUCGGGUGGGCCCCCCCAGGUCUCUGACCCUUUCUGAUUUUUUUGAUCUUUUCCUUUUGCCUUUUGGAUAGAGACUUCGUGGGGGCAGUCAUGGAAUGGGCUGGGCUCCCGGCUGAAUGCAGACAUGUGAGGUUGGGACAAGAGAAAUCCCCUGCUCACUUGCUCAUCCUCAGACUGCUAAAGCACUUUAACCCCUGCAAGGGGAGCAGGGGGUUACGGUACAGCUUCUGGAUGGUUUCACUUUAAUUCAUAAGUCUUUAGGAUGACGCUCAGUGUGUGCUCGUAUAUAUAAAAGCAAGCGCAUGACGGUGCCUCAUUCCUCUCUGUAGAGAACUGACUAUUGCAAGUCUCAUGCUUUUGGCAGCUCCCCUCCCACCCACCCUG
This is a messenger RNA of Odobenus rosmarus divergens (Pacific walrus), 1152 nucleotides long. RefSeq names its product ORM1-like 3 (S. cerevisiae) (gene ORMDL3). The record is from RefSeq and is a predicted model, not a curated record. The transcript has 4 exons. Gene Ontology annotation, cellular component: endoplasmic reticulum membrane. Lineage: Eukaryota; Metazoa; Chordata; Mammalia; Carnivora; Odobenidae. Gene Ontology annotation, biological process: negative regulation of ceramide biosynthetic process; intracellular sphingolipid homeostasis; ceramide metabolic process. The coding region runs from base 134 to 595 and encodes 153 amino acids.